AUGGAGAUGAACAAUGAGGAGAUUGUCAUGGACUCGAUAACCGAUUCGUCGGAUUGGUCGACAUCCGACGAUUCCGACAUUGAUGAGUUGUUGCAAGACGACGACGUCGAGAUGAUGAGCCGCGCGUCCUCCUCCCUGCCCCGGCAGCGCCUCCUCCUCCCCGCUUGGGCGUCCCCUCCCGCCUCCCCUGCGCCGCCGCGGCCCGGCCGCCCUCCCGCCUCCCCUCCCGCCCAGGAGCCGGCAUCGAGGAGCCGCGCCCCGGUCGCCCAGGCCGUCCAAGCCGCGCCGUCGCCCUGCCCUCCCGCCCUGCCCCGGCCACCCUCCCGCCCACUAGUUAGUGACUGUCCUUUGCAGAUGGAGAUGAACAAUGAGGAGAUUGUCAUGGACUCGAUGUCCGAUUCGUCGGACUGGUCGACAUUCGACGAUUCCGACAUUGAUGAGUUGUUGCAAGAAGACGACGUCGAGAUGAUGAGCCUCUUCAUCGAUGUGCAAUCGUUUGAAUACCGCGUGAAGCUGAUGGAUCAGAGGAGAGGGUCGAAGAUGGGGCGAGUCACCAUCUACCGGAACCGCGCUCUCGGACACGAGCAUUUGAUGGAAGGCUACUUCGCGGAGGUACCUACAUACCCUCCUCGUCUCUUCCGCAGAAGAUCUCCUUUGUUCAAAAGAUUAAUUUCUGGGGAUGCUCCAGCUUGCAACUACAAAAUCAUGGACAAUGAGUACUCAAUGGGAUACUAUCUCACCGAUGGCAUCUAUCCCGAAUGGGCAACUCUUGUGAAGUCCAUCAAGGAGAAAAAUGGGGUGCCCUUAACAAGAAAAGAGGCUCAUUUCACCAAGGCACAAGAGGCAGCCCGCAAGGAUAUUGAGAGAGCUUUCGGUGUUUUGCAAGCAAGUAAUGCUCUUAGAAAAGUCAAGGACGAGAAGCUCUCCGCCUCCACGUCUACUGAGGAGCUCUUUUACGGUACCCUGGUACUCCCAAACGACAUCCAAGAGCACCGUGCAGAUCUGGCCGUCCGCACGGAGGGGCAAGGAAGUCAUUUCCCAAACUGCAGUCCGCACGCACAGACAGUCCAAAGCGCAGCACGGGCGAUUCUGAAGAAAAAAAACAGAACACUCGAUCUAAAUCCCAUUUCGUUUCUGUGGUGGCGGCGUGACCCUCGCGAUAAGGCCGUGCGGCGCCCCCGACAUCCCCGAGCGCCGCCGUCCGACACCACCGCGCGCCACCACCGUUCGCUGCGCGGCGCCGACGUCCCGCCGUCGUACACCCCCGCUUGGGGCCGACGUGCGCCGUUCCACACCCCCGUCCGACCCAGAGAGUGCGGCCGUCCGACAUCCCGAGCGCCUCCGUCCGACACCAGCGCGCACCACCGCCAUUUGCCGUCCAGGUCGACGUUCUUCGACCCCGCCACCCGAGUCCUGCCCUCGCCAUCCCUCCAGCGGUUCCUGCCGCCGCCACCUGCCGACGCGCCCACACGCCGCAUAAUUUUAGGCUGCGCCGCCACCUGCCAGACAAUCGCCUGCCGGAUAAUUAGAGAACAGGUUUGGAGGAUGGAUGGUCAUAGUGCUAGCUUGGAGGAGAUAGAAGAAUAUCACAUGAUGGUUAGUCAGAUGUUUGCAAGCGAGAAGCAAGGUUACGAGCACUACAACAGAUAUGCAAGAGCAAAAGGUUUUAGUGUCAGAUUGGAUGACAAGGAGUACGUGAAGGGCACCAGAGAGGUGAAAGCAAGACGUUUCUGCUGCUCUAAAGAAGGGCACCGAUUGGAGAAGUACUUUCAAGCGACUGACCAAAAAAGGGAGCCACGGGCGCUGACCCGUUGUGGUUGCAAAGCUAUGCUUGAGAUCCAACAUGAUGCAGGCAGGGGUCAGUGGUUUGUUAAGAAGUUUGUUGAUGUCCAUAACCACCCGCUAGCCGACCCGGACCAAUCUGCUUUUCUACGGUCUCACCGUCGGAUGAACGAUGCUCACAAGGCUGAUGCAGUGGAAUACGGACUUGGUGGUCUCCGUACGUUCCAAAUCAUGAAUGUGGCAGAGAAACAAAACGGCGGCUAUCCUCAUGUUGGGUAUAUUUCCCGAGACCUCUACAAUUUCUUCGCCAGGUACAAGAAAAAAAGAAUCUUAGGCAGGGAUGCUGACUUUGUGCUGAACCAUAUGAGAGUACAGGAAGAACGAGAUGUUGAGUUUUUCUUCAAAUACACCACAGAUGAUGAAGGACAUCUUCGAAAUUUAUUCUGGGCAGAUUCACAGUCUUAGAUUGAUUAUGAAGCAUUCGGCGAUGUAGUUGUGUUUGACAGCACUUGUCGGGUCAACCGCUACAAUCUCCCUUUUGUUGCAUUUGUUGGACUGAACCAUCAUCGUAGUACUGUUGUUUUCGGGAUUGGUGUUGUUUCAGAUGAGACCCACAAGUCAUACGAGUGGCUACUUCAGACCUUUGUAGAUGCGAUGGGUCAUAAGGAGCUCAUAUCUGUUAUCACAGAUGGAGACUCGGCAAUGAGAAAAGCAAUUAGGAAGAUUUUGCCAAGGACAGACCAUCGGCUAUGCAGUUGGCACAUUGAGCAGAACAUGAUACGCCACCUGCGUAAUCCAAUGCUUGAUGACUUCAGAAAACUCAUAUACUGUCGAAUGGGAGUUUACCAGUUUGAGAAAUCAUGGGCUGAGUUCAAGGCGAAUUAUGAGAUCGAAGAGGAGAAUGAAUGGAUGUCCAGAAUGUACAAACUUAGGAAAAAGUGGGCCGCAGCUUAUAUCAAGGGACGAUAUUUCUUGGGUAUGCAGAGCAACCAGCGUAGUGAGAGUUUGAACUCUAGGGUCCACAAUCAGCUGGACCGGAAAAUGUCCUUGGUUGAUGUGGUGGAGCACACUGAGCACUGCAUAUCACGUAUGCGGAGGAACGAGGCCGAGUUGGAUGCAAUAUGUUCGCAGUCAGUUCCUUUCACUAGAAUAGAUGCUUGUCUGUUGGAGAUAAAUGCUGCUCGUAUUUAUAAACCAAAAUUUUUCAAGAUGGUAAGAGAUUGUAUCCGGAGAUCAUGUGCAUGGGUGAUUCAAGAGCAAACAACAGUAAAUGACUUGGUCAGGUAUGAAGUAGUGUUAAAAGAUGGAGCGGAAGGAGGGAGCAGACGUCUGUUCUCUGUAGAGUGUUCUUUUGAUGGUUCGUUGAUGAAUGGUGUCUUCUGUCCUUGCCGUAAGAUGGAGUGUGAAGCCAUCCCUUGCGCGCACAUUUUUGCUGUUCUGGUUUUCGUAGGGGCAGCGACCAUUCCUCCAUGUUGUGUUAGCAAAAGGUGGACAAUGGAAGCCAAGGCUGCAUUCAUGUCAGUGAGAAAUGCAAAUACACAUGUGUGGUCAGAAGAGAUGAGUCGUUACCGUGAACCGAAAAACAUAGCUAGUAUGGCCCUAUUCAAAGUAUCAAAAAGCGGGGAGCGUUCGCAGCAGGUGAAAGAUUAUCUCCAAAGUAUCAUCGAUGGGCCCAUCCAGAAUGAUGAUAACACCGAGGAGACAACAUUUGGUCCUAUACCCUCUCACUACUCUGCCGCAAGCCAAGCUUCAGCGGAGAGAGUCCUUGAUCCAAAAAUAGUCGACACAAAAGGUGCUCCAUGCAAGAAGAGAAUGAAGCCAUUUCACGAGACGUUGAGGGAAACGAGCGGGCGGAAGAAGAGAACUAGAAGCUGCGGCCAAUGUAAAAGUUCCGAACAUGACAGGCGGAAAUGUCCAGAUUUAGGGAAAUAAAAUUGAUAGAAGCACAGUACCAAAUAUGGUAUACACGCGUGCACCAAAGUUAUUUCAGCUGGCACAAGUGUGGUCACAUCAACCAACUGAGCCCCAAGAAGAUCGAGAACUAUGUUGGCAGUAGACAUUUUUAUGGACCUGUUAAAUCUGUUGGCGUGACAGAGUUUAUGUUUUGUUAUCAUCCAUGGCUAUCGUUGAACCUUGUUUAGUUUGCUUGCAGACACUUAUCACUUUGGUCGUGAUACUUGACGACUAUUGAUUUUUUUCAUAUCUGCUCGGUUUGUUUUGCUA
This is a messenger RNA of Triticum dicoccoides, 4005 nucleotides long. RefSeq lists its product as uncharacterized. The coding region runs from base 1 to 2247 and encodes 748 amino acids. Lineage: Eukaryota; Viridiplantae; Streptophyta; Magnoliopsida; Poales; Poaceae. The transcript is spliced from 7 exons. The record is from RefSeq and is a predicted model, not a curated record.